AUGGGUUUUCCACAAGAGCCUUGUCCCAUUGAAGGAGGAAUGAUGGUCUGGUUCAAAUUUCAGAAUCACCCAUUUUGGCCUGCAGUAGUAAAGAGUGUCAACCAAACAGAGCAGACUGCAAGGGUGCUUUUGGUUGAGGCAAACAUGCACUGUGAAAUGAGUGGCAUUCGAGUUCCUCUUCGAAGAUUAAAGCACCUGGAUUGUAAAGAGAAAGAACUAAUAAAGAGAGCCAGGAAAUUGUACGAGCAAAGUGUGAACUGGUGCUUCUCCCUGAUUGCCCACUACAGAGAAAGGCUCAGGCGAGGUUCUUUUGCAGGCAGUUUCCUGGACUAUUAUGCUGCUGACAUCAGUUACCCAAUUAGGAAAGCCAUCCAAGACAGGGAUCUGGAGAUUGAUUUCCCAAAGGUGAAUUAUGCCGACCUGGAAGAUUCUGAGGAGGAGACCUCCCUGGACGGGAAGAGGCCCUGCAAGAAAAUUCUCCCUGACCGGAUGAAGGCUGGGGACCGAGCCAACCAGAAGCUAGUGGACUUCAUCGUGAAAACAAAGGGGGCCGAUCACCAUCUUCUGGACAUUGUCCAAGGCAGGAAACAGUCUAGGUGGCUGGUAUCAUUUAGGAAUUCGAGCAGGUACGUGAUCUGCGUUGAAACAUACCUGGAGGACGAAGACCAGUUGGAUGUGGUGGUAAGACAUUUACAAGAAAUCUACAAACAACUAGACAAGAAAACGCUGAAUCUGGUAAGGGAUGACAAAGUGAGUUUUGUUCUGGAAGUUCUUCUGCCAGAAGCAAUCAUUUGUUCAAUUGCUGCACUUGAUGGAUUGGAUUACAAGGAGGCAGAAAAAAAGUACCUACAGGGGCCACCUGUGCAUUACCGGGAAAAAGAGCUAUUCGAUAAAAAUAUCCUAAAGAAAUAA
Lynx canadensis (Canada lynx) is the source of this 912-nucleotide messenger RNA. RefSeq names its product PWWP domain-containing DNA repair factor 3B-like. Lineage: Eukaryota; Metazoa; Chordata; Mammalia; Carnivora; Felidae. The record is from RefSeq and is a predicted model, not a curated record.